UGGUACUGUCGCCAGGAAGCCCGGAUGUUCAAACAGUUUUCGCGGGGACCCGUUUCAGUUUGAGUAUGGACAGAUGUCUAAAGUAAGCUCCCAAACAGGUGAGCUCUUCUUCUUUUCUACAUCUCAACUAUAUAAUCUGUAACACGACGAUGGUCAUGUCCUUAGGGCCUCUCCGCACUGACGCAGGGUCGUUGGCUGAAAGGCCCCUCUGUGCUGCACUGGUCUCCUCUAUCAGUGUGUUUCUUACCUGUUUGUGCAGGUCCCGAUCUUUUAGCCGAUCUCUUAUUGUCAGUUUGUGUUUAAUGGAUUUUUUGACUCUACAGGCCUGGCGGUGGGUGUUACUCGUGAAAUCGCAGUUAAUUCAUAAUUCAACAAGGGAGGGGGACCUUCUGACAUACUGUACGGCCAGGUUGGUUUGGACAGCUUUUUCCCCUAUCAAUAAAAAUCCUUUAAAAACUGCAUUUUGUAUUUACUCACAUUAUAUUUGCCUGAUGUUCAACUCUGUUUGGCAAAAACAGAAGACAUUUUUUAAAGGAAACUACUUUUAUACAACACUAUACACCGCUGAUAAAUGCAUACAUUGGUUUAUUUAUUAAGAUAUACUUAAUGGAAAGAAUUACAUUACAUUUAAGAUCCCUGAUUGGUGUUUUUGAAGAGACCUUGCUUUGAUAGCUUUUGUGAACGUAUGUGAAAACUGUAAGAACGUAUGUGCUGUGUAAUCUCUCUUUCUCCUUCAUAUAUGAGCUCCUACGCAGUGGUGUUCAGUUUAUAGUUAGUACCAACUGUAUCAAAGAAAUAUUCAAUAAAAACUAAAUGAAAAAAGUAAAGUGAUAGGCUUUAUGUCUUUUAAUAAUAAAAAAAUAAAUGAUUGGAGUCAAUAAAAUCUUGUGAGUCAGUUUAAGCUGCUAAUGGGUGUUGUGAUUUUAAUAUAUGCAGUAUCUGCUGAAACAUCCUGGCCUAACACUUGUUUGAUGUUUCCUGUUGUGUAGAAAACCUGAUUGAUUCAGCUGUGUCUAAUAUGGAGUCCUUCAACCUGUCAGCAAUAGAGAAAGACAGCUUCAUGGAGGGACUGCAGAAAACCUAUGGUGAGUCCUAAUCAUAAGCCCCUCUCACUUUAUGAAUCCAUGGCAGCACCAUAAUGCAGCUCCACUGUGAUCGUACUCUCAUAUUGAGCCAACAGUGACAAAGAUGUCCCACAGUGUGAUUUCAGAUUUUGUCACAACUGUGUUUCAAUGCACAAGAAAGAAGCUUCAUGUGCUUUACACCUGCACUCGGACACACAUGCACACACAGACAACCACAAACACACAGUGCUGCUCUGCCCUGCAAGUUACAUCAACUCACAGUCUUGCCCCUGAAGUAUCUCUGUUACCACCUCUAAUGCUGGCACUGUGAUGGGACAAUUCGAUUCACCAUCACAGCUUAAUUCACAUUAAAGGCGAGACGUUACAGCAUAAACAUAGCAUCAUUAAAUGGCACUAUUAAAGGGCUUUAGACAACAUUUGUACAGACCCACAGGAUUUCUUCAGAUUAAAAAAAUAAGGGAAGCGAGAAAAUAAUGGGAAGGGCUCCUCCUUAAAUACCAGGCACCACCAGUCACCAAAUAAGCCACACCUGAGGAGAUACGAAAGGUUAGACCUGGGAACAAAAAGGUGUGGUGGCAGCAGCCACUAGAUGGUGCCAGAAAAGCCACAAUGUAAACAACCCCAGGGUAGUGAAGGGAGGGAACACAAUAAAUGAGAAUGCUGAAGAGGAUUAAAUUUAACAUUAUUGAAGGUCUUUUCAAAUUCAGAUAAGAAAGGAUUACCGAUAAGCCAUGAUUAAUGGACAUGUACCUACCUUUGCGCAUUUCAUGGGAGGGUGAUAAUUCUAUUUUGGGGUUUCAGAUUGACUUGUCUACAACGGCAUUCACUAUCCCUGCUGUACUGUUCAACCUGCUUUUCAUUUCCUUCUUAAAGGAUAAUGAAGAUUUGAAAAUAACAAUGCAGCAUCUGAGACCAAGAUACCAGACUGUGAUAUGAAAUCAGCUCAUUACUAAUGAUCAGCCUUUUUUGAAAUCAGAGGAGGCUCCCAUACUGUCCAUUUACAAAAGUGCAUUGGCUUCCCUUUUCAAGCACAGUGCCGAUGUCCAGUUGUCCACUUCCGGGAGCUCCCAAUGGUUAUAUAUGUUGUAAAUGGAGAUGAGUGCGGUUCUCAGCUGGUACACUAUCUCAGUCAGUCCGAUCACGGUGGUGCUGUAUAUUGUUAGCUGUCCUCAUCUUACCAUUUCAGAGUCACUCUGCAUUAUUGAACUAAAGAAUUUGUUCUGGCACAUUUCAGUGCAACGUUUUCCAUAGGAUUUCUCUUGUGUGUCUUCCAUUCUGUCCUGAUGUCUACAUUUUUCUUCAAUUUAAAUUUUCAAAUCUCUACUCUCGGGAUGACCACAGACCUCUUGUGUUGUCUAGAUAACCCUCUGCACAGCACUGCCAUCGAGGAGAAUUUGAAUAUCCCAAAGGGUCAGAGAGACAAAGGGAAAUCGUCAAAGACUGGAGCUGCUGCGAAAAGGAAGAACACAGAGCAGGAUGCAGAGAAUGGAAAGGAAGAAGAGAAGAAGAGACGUAAGAAGAGUUCUGGAGGAAAUGCUGUUGGCAGGUAUGAUCAGAAACGUUUAUUCCCUAUCCAGUUUUCACGCUAACAGUAGGGCAUCAUGUUUUUACUGCAACCAAUCUCUGUGUUUAACAGGCCUGAGAAAGAAGCAAAAAGAAAGAAGGGGAAGGGUGCGCCUGAGGGACAGAGAGACGACUCAGAUACAGGCAAGACAAAACCAAACACACGUGGCGUGCUUCAGGAACUUACCCCAACAGCCAGCAGUGUCAGGCGUUUGGUUGAGGAGAAGCCCUCCAAGAGGAGGAGUGCAACACCGACAUCUGCAGCAAGGUGAGGUCACAUGAAGAGGUCAUUUUCUACUCUGAGAUGAUUUUAUGCUUUUUAUCGAGGAGGACAUGAUGCAGUUUUAGACUCUAAUUACACCUGCAGAGUAAUGAAGUAAUAGACUGUGUCAUCACUUGUUACAUUUAAACAUGACACGUCACACAAAAAUCAUCCACAAGAGGGGGCCUUUUUACAAACUUUUCAUGGUUCUAGGAAUGACUAACCCUGUCUUUUGGCAUCUGGAAAUGUAAUUGACCAAAAUAUAUUUCUCCUAUGUAUAUGAUUGGGAAUGACACUGAUCAAGUAUAGUAAACUAUUUAAAAAAAAAAACAAUCAAUAUUUAUUUAUAUAGCAUCAAUUCACAACAAGUGUUAUCCCAAGAUGCUCAACAACAAAGCUGGUCUAGACCAGACUCUAUUUACAGAGACCCAAUGCAAAGAUGAGAUCAGACCCCUACUCUGUAAGAUCAGACCCACUCCCAUCCCAUCUUCAACCUCAUGAUUAAAACACUAAACAGUAUUUAGAGAGUUACAGUGGAGAGGAAGAACUUCCUCCAACAGGCAGAAACCUCGAGCAGAACCAGACUGAUGUUAGACAGUCAUUUGUUGCUUAGAAGUUCAUACCUUUGACUCAAAUCACGUGAUGUGAUGUAAAAUAUCUCAAUGUUUACCUCAGAGGGGGCAGAGAUUAUUCAGGAAAUGGAUCUGUGGACAGGAAAGCUCAAAGACCUUGCUAUAUGGCACGGCAUGUGUUUUUUCCCCUUUCUUCUACUGUGGUGUUUUGGAGUUAAGCGUCUUCCCAUUUCCAUGUUUGUCUUUCUCUGUCCUCCACAAAGGAAAGUGAACAAACGGCAGAUGAAGAAAGAUAAGAAGAAAGAGAGUACAUCAGGGAGUGGAUCAUCUCAUGACCCUGUGGCACAGGUGUGAAUGUCAAAACUAAUGUCUUAAGAGUUGUUGCUAUCAGCAGUACGAUGCUCCGUAAGUCCCCUAACGGGAUAACUCUUAGCACAAGUUGUUCACCUUUUAAAGCAGAUCAACUUUUCAUCGGUUUUAUGUAUUUAUCAGUCUUAAUUUGUAUAACACCAAUUCACAACCAAUAUUUUCACAAGACAUGUAGCACUUUCUGCCAUUUUUGUCAAAGACCCCUAAAAUCAGGAUAGGAUAGGAUCAAAGUCCCACCUCACAUCCACAGUCUUAUAUUAUACCAUCAUAACCACAGUACUCUUUAGCAUUUGGUUAGCAAGUUACAAUGGCAAAGAAAAACAUCACUUGACUGACAGAAACCUUAAGCAGAACCAGACUAGUGUUGAAAAGCCAUCUGCCAUGACCAUGUUGGGCUUAGAAAGGGGGGCAGAAGAAGAUGCAGAGAGAGAAAGAGAGACAGCAAUGACAUCUCACACAAACUUAAGGUGACUGCAAAUUGUGGUGAUAGAAGUAUGUGCACAGUUUGUAGGACCUGCAAAUGAAUGAUGAUGGACUGAUAAAUGUUUAUGGCAAAGGUUGUUAAGGUUAACUGGUCUCAGUCAGCAUUUAUAAUCAUGAUGAUGAUAGUAGGGAUGGGAGUGAUAGUGUCAAUGAAAGUGGUUAAAGUUACACAGUUCUGGAAUGAAGGUUUGUAUUAUCAUAAUAAUAGUGAAACUGCUAUUAAUAGCUAUAGCAGAAGCAGCUGAGAGGAAGGUCCUCAGCAGAAGACUCUCUGCAACAAAAGUCCACAGGAACCCACAAGACAAGAGAGCUCAGGGGACCCCCAAAAGAUCAACAGUUGAUAACAUUACGUAUGAAGUCAGUGAAUGGAUGCAUGCAUGCAUGGAUGGAUGGUUGAAUAAUAGAUGGAUAGACUGAUGGUCUGACUUACUUACUCACUUAAUUGAUCUUGAGGGAAAUUGCAGGCAUCCAGUAGCAUACAAUAACACAUUAAAAAGAGACCAGCCCUCCCACAUGCAGAAGUUAGGCUUGUUUAAAUGGCUAAAACAAAAAUAGCCUUCCAUUAAGACAAAUAUAACUUACACUGUGACUUAAAACUUUAAUUUACUUGUUCAUUAUUAUUAUUAUUUUCAAUCUUUUUUAUGCCAUUUAUUUCAGAACCAAAGUCCAAAAAAGGCCAAACAGUACAGUUUUGGUGGAACCAGAAAGUCUUCAUCUGAAGAUGUCAGUUUUGAAGAGAGUUCAUCAGGUAUGAGAAAGGAGCACACAGGUCAAAGGUUAUUCAGAGAGUUUAAUGUUUAUAAAAAGAAAAGCAUGUCCUGCUUCAAGCUACCAGAAGGCAUCGACAGCACUUUCAUGACUGUACAUUCAAACCCGGGAGCCAGUGGAGCAGGUAUUACGGACUAAAAGCCUUUCAUUUUGGCAGACUCAUAGGUCUGUUGUAAAUAAGUCAUUAACACAUUGUGAAAGUUUGUAUUUUUUGUACCUUGUUUUCAUGAAAUUUUAUUCACCAAGUAAUUCAGAUUACUGGCUGGCGAUAGUAACAUCUCAAUCCAUCACACCAAGAACUUGGUCAGAGAGAAAGAAAGAAAGGAAAAGCAGCUUCUGAUUGUCUUUAACUUUCACAGUCAUUAUGAGACUCUUUUGACUGUUAAAUAUCCACAACAAACCCUGAGUUACUGUUACUGCAGUGCAGACUGAUGUAAAUACCAGAAAUAGAAUAUCUGUUUCAGAUAAGGAGGAGCCUGCCACUCCUGUUGUUUUGGAACAGUUAACCACAGUUAAUUCUAUCAAAAGCUUUGGAUGCACUCAGAAAACACGAAUGUUGUGGAGGUUUUACUCCUGUGGCUGCUGAUAAUUCCUUCUGACGACUACCUAAUACAGGCCAACUUAAAAAUCGUGAACUAGCCUUUUACUUUCCAAACAUAUAUUUUUGGAUUUCACAGGAUUUGUAGAGAACUAGCUAUUGACCAAAAGUUUUGCUGUGUCCAGAGGUUGCCAGUAAAAAGAAAAUACAGCUUAUUGCUUUUGAAUUUUUGUGCAAUAUAAAAUGUAAAUUAUAGACAACAGUUUAAGUGAGACAGCCUGCACUUUGCAGAUGAAUUCUGCACUGUAUGAAGCUGUUUAUUGUCUUUAGGUAUAAACUAAGUAAAGCUGAUCAAGAUUUUAUCAGGGACUCCAAACUGGUGUUACUGAGCAUCACCAUUGUUCUCAUAUAGUCUAAAUCCAGUUGGAACAUUCAGUGGCAUUCUAUAAGGGAUCCGGUGCUUCUUUUUUAUUGUCAACGGUUUUUACAAGGUCUAAAAAAACAUUCUUUUUCCAUUGAAGGUAGUGCAAAUGAAGAAUCAGAAGAGGCUAAAGCAGAUAAGAAGAGAAGCAAAAAACAACAACGUCAGAGAGGAACUGAGCUGGAGGUGGUACUGGACACAUUUUCUGAUUUCUGCGAAGAGUACAGGUAACUCUAAGUGUUUCUUCAUGCAGUAGCCUGCUGUCUAAUCCUUGUGAAACAGUCAGUACUUUUAUAUGAAAAUGUUUUCAGUCUUUGUAUUUUCUUUCAGGGAGUCAGUGGAGUCUACAGCAGCCAGACAGUCCAUUGAUGCAUUCUCCACCAACGUUAAACAGCAGCUCAUAGAAAGGGUCAGAUUUUCUUUUUCUCUUUGGUUGUGAUGCUAGAAAGUACCAGGACGCUGGGCAGUCCUUAUGGCACUCAGGCCUAUGUGGGAAACUACAUAUAACAAUGCUUGGACAUACACUGAGUACAUCCACUUAGCUCAGACUAGAGAAUUAAUAUCAGUGUUUAGGUUAGGCAGUGCUUGUGCACAUGCUCAAAAAUCUAGCUGGUUUGACUGGUGCCUGUACAGUUUUCUACCCCGGCUUCAAGUAUGAAUUAAUCAUACUGUUAUUUUAUCUGCUGAUUUAUAACCUCACAUGUAAUAGCCUGCUGCUCAGGCCCACAGGAGUAAAAAUAUAUCAGUUCUCAAAAAUAAGCCUCCAGUCAUAUUGGCUGAAGUUUCAGUACUGUGUGUUACAUAUAUUAAUAUGCCGAGCCCACGUGGGUUUACAUGACACGAGGAGUUCAUUCAAUCCAAAUGCCACAUAAAAAUCUUCACUCAUUAAUGAGGCUAUCUUGCUUUCUUUUCAGGCUUUUAAAACAAGAUUAGCAGCUUAAACACAUCAAAUUUAAACAUUCAGUCCAGGUUUUGCUCAUCCGGCCACAUUAUUUCAGGCCUCUGGGAGCGACUUCAGAAAACAAUGACUUUCUCAGGUCAUUGUAGUUUUUAGGGUUUUAUAAGAAAUGAAACUCUGUCUCCACGUCAUCCAAAUCGCUCAUCUCACAGAGUCUGUUUUCUUCAGGAUUAUUUUUGAAUCGAUCAAACUCGACAGCCAGAGGAAGAAAACCAGAUCUGAACUGUGUGACCGGGGAUCUGAGGCUUCUAGAUAACUAAGAUGUUACAGAUAAUUCAGGGUUCAAAUCAAGUUUUGUUUGCACAUAUCCCCUAAAUUCAGGCUUAGACAUUUUCAAACCAUUUUUCUUCAAAUUUCAGCAUGAAGUUUUUAUUUUAGAGAGUUAUUUGUGGCACAGAUUAUAUACAUUAUCUCUACCCCCUCAAAACUGGAGAGUUAUGUUUUUAAUCUGGAGGACCACAAGGGUCACAGAAAAUGUACAAAGCAGACAGACGAUUACAAAAGGAAUUCAUAAACUUAAAACAAAUAAAAAGAUGAGUUAUUAAAAUAAUUUACAAAUGAAUCUUUAAGAUGAUUAAUUAGUAAAUAAUUUAUUGAUAUUUUCAUGCAUGCCCUUAUAUAGUUCAAUAUAAAAAUCAUGUCAAAAAUACAAUAUGACAGAGUGUGCAGAUGGCUGAGUGGGUUAUCACACCCCAUGCAGCGGUCACAGGUUUGAGUCCGGCCCCGACCAUGUGCUGCAUGUCCUCCCCCUCCCUCUCUAUCUCCCCACAUUUCACCCUGUGCUAUCUACAAAGGCAAAAUCGCCAAAAAAAAAACUUAAAAAAAAUGCAAUUGGACAAAUUUUAAUAAAUAAGUGAAACAUGAACUGAAUUAAGAAAACACAUUUGAAUCAGAUGCUUAAAGGGACUGUUUUUUCCUGUUUAAAAAUGGAUUUGAACACCAAAUCAUCUCUCAGUGACCUUAAAGAGACAGCAGCUAAAACAAAGCGUUUCUGAUGGAGGUUACAACAAUGAUAUUUUCGUACACUAGGCUGAGAAACUGAAAGAUUUUUUUGAUCUGAAAAUCAUGUAAAGCUUUUCUGCAAUUCUGCAAUUGGUAUUAGGUUGAUCCUAGAAAUGUACCAUGCUAAUGGAAUCAUAAGACACUGGAAGAAUCAUUUUACUCCUGUUUUUUUAUGUCUUCCCUAGAUCACUUCCUACAAGGAGUUCCGGGCUGUAAAAAGAGAGAAUGAUAAGGUAAAUUUCAGUGAGCUUUUGUUUUUACUAAAAGCCACUAUGUACAAACUUAACAACCCAACCUACAGUUUGAUGAACUAGGUUUAAUUUUAUGAGGCAUUGGCAAGUCUAAGUUUGCAAACACUCAAUGAUAUUGCAGUUCAGCGUACCAGAUUAGCAUCAGUUUGUAAGCACUGUUAUUGUCAGCUUUCUGGCUUGCAGAUAGAUGGACUGAUGGUAAAUUGACAGUCUGUGAUUAUGGCGUGCUUUUGUCAUCUUCUUACCACUCCAAAGGCUUUUACACCACCUGUCACAUUUAUUCACCCAUCAACAACACAUUCAUACACUGAUUGCAGAGGAUGCUUGGUAAGGUGCCUAUAAUAACCAAUCUCUUGCACACAUGGCACAUGACUGUGGGAGCAUGGGUACAACUGACAAUCUUCCAUUUGAGAGAUGACUGACUGCUGUGCUAAAAUAAAGCAUUAUGGGUCUGUCAGUGGGGCUGCAUACUCUUUGUAUUUUCCUCUUGUUGUCUGUAUUCAAAGCUCUUCUUUAAUUUUGGUGUUUGUGUCUGUGUGUUCCAGGUGGCUUCAUUGAUCCAGAAAAAGAGACAGACUCUGUUGGAUGCCAAAUAUGAGCUUAUGAGGUGAGUGGCAGAGCAAUUCAAGGGUUCAAACAACAUUUUUAUUUUUACAGUCUUGUUUCACCACCAGUGUUACUUUAGGGCCAUUAGGUUAAACUAUCCUCUACUACAAAUAAGGCAUUAAAAGAACCAAAACAUUUCCAGCCAGAUGCAGAUAUGCAGAUAUAUUUGAUCGCUAUUGUGUCAUCAGAGAUAAAACAUGCAUCAGUCUUCCCCUCUUAAAAAGUCAUUCUUUGUGUCAUGAUGGUGAUGUCCAAAUACUCACCAUGGCCUCUACUGUCUGUCCAUUCAGGGCCGAGAGGCAGAAGUCUUUACUGGAAAAGGAGAAAUGUGAACUUGAACUCAGGUUGGCUGAUCUGAGGAAAGGCCAAGCAUUCUUGCAUGAUCUCAGAGAGCUCAAUAAACUUUACCUGGACUUCAGACGUGAACACCCAAAGGCAAAAGAGACGGUAGGUGCACACACUCACACACAUUUUCCUUAUUUUUGGAUCUUUGUCAUCAGUUAAACUUGAGCAUCACAAAUGGUCUUUAUCCAACUGAUGAUAAAAAACAUUCCUCCCCUCCUCCUCCUGUCCAGUAUGGGAAGUCCAGCUUACCAGCUGUGCAGUUGGAAAACCAGGACGAUAGAAGCAGCAGAGCGUAAUCAUGAAGGAGCUAGAAAAAGAGGAACAGAGCUGAGAACUGAUCUGUAACUGCUCAAAGAAAGAUGUGAAGUUAGAGCUGAGUCACAUUUUUCCAUUUGUUAAAAAUGUUGGCACUGUUAAUAAUUUGUUGAAUGUCAAUGACAACAAGUUCUUUGUAAUACUAUUUUUUUUCUCAUUUCAAUAAAACUGAAUGAGUUAAACAAAAGAACACUUCAGUAGCUACAGUACUUUCUAUAUUUAUAGCAUUUACAAAUGAAAAGGAUCUCUAAGGCUAUGGACUUUGACUACAAUUAAGUUUAAUGUAGUGCUGUGAUUUGUCUAGAUGCAGUUUUUUCUUUUUCUUUUCUUUUUUUGCUGCAAAAACUAUUAAUAAGAAUAAGAACUUCAUUUUAUCCCUGAAGGGAAA
Molecule: messenger RNA, 9926 nt
Organism: Xyrichtys novacula (pearly razorfish)
Lineage: Eukaryota; Metazoa; Chordata; Actinopteri; Labriformes; Labridae
Source: the annotation of a GenBank genome assembly